This is a messenger RNA of Quercus robur (English oak), 3161 nucleotides long. RefSeq names its product probable LRR receptor-like serine/threonine-protein kinase At1g06840. Gene Ontology annotation, biological process: protein phosphorylation. The coding region runs from base 138 to 3002 and encodes 954 amino acids. NCBI's taxonomy places the organism in Eukaryota, Viridiplantae, Streptophyta, Magnoliopsida, Fagales, Fagaceae. Gene Ontology annotation, molecular function: protein kinase activity; protein binding; ATP binding. The record is from RefSeq and is a predicted model, not a curated record. The transcript is spliced from 20 exons.
UUCUUUGAUUAUUCUUUUAUUUACCUCUCUUAUUUUUGAAUUUAAUUACAUGGGUUUUGAUAGUUGUUUCUUAUUAUCAGGUGGGGUACUCUGAUACUGCCAAAAUUUUGAGUUCUGGGGUUCCAUGCAUUAGUGGGAUGUAUCUGCAGUCAAGAGUUUGGACGUAUGGAUUAUUUAUGGUUGCAUGCAUGUGUUGUUCUUCACUACUUAUUGGAGCUUCAAAUCCGGUUACCAACCCCGAAGAAGUGAAGGCUUUAUGGGCCAUCAAGAGCAGUUUGAUAGAUCCUUGUGGGAAUUUGAGUGAUUGGGAUCAAGGAGACCCAUGUACAUCAAAUUGGACAGGGGUUUUUUGCUACAAUACAACAUUAGACGAUGGACAUCUACAUGUUCAACGAUUGCUACUACUACGUAUGAAUUUGUCAGGAAAUUUAUCACCACAGCUUGGUCGCUUAUCAAAGUUGAAAAUAUUGGGUUUUAUGUGGAACAACAUCACUGGGAGUAUACCAAAGGAGAUAGGCAAUAUUACCUCUUUGGAACUCUUGCUUCUGAAUGGAAACCAAUUAACAGGUCCCUUACCAGAAGAGCUUGGUUAUCUUCCAAACAUGGACAGAAUACAAAUUGACCAAAACCAAAUAUCGGGGCCACUACCUAAAUCAUUUGCAAACUUGAAUAAAACGAAGCACUUUCACAUGAACAACAAUUCGAUCAGUGGGCAAAUCCCGCCUGAGUUAUCCAGAUUACCAAGUCUUGUUCACUUGCUUCUCGAUAAUAAUAACUUAUCAGGGUAUCUUCCAGAAGAGUUCUUCAAACUGCCAAAAUUACAGAUACUUCAAUUGGACAACAAUAACUUCAAUGGGACUAGAAUUCCUGCUAAUUAUAGCAAAAUGCCUAAAUUGCUGAAGUUGAGCCUUAGGAACUGCAGUCUACAAGGACCAAUUCCUGAUUUUAGCCAAAUACGAAGCCUCCUUUAUUUAGACCUCAGUUCAAAUCAGCUAAAUGGAACCAUACCUCCAAAUAGGUUUUCUAAAAAUAUCACGACUAUCUUGUUAUCCCACAACCAUCUUACGGGAGCAAUUCCCUCCAACUUUUCGAUUUCAGUUCUUCCUGAUCUUCAAAGGCUGUCAAUUGCAAACAAUUUUUUGAACAGCUCUGUUCCAUCCUCGAUUUGGCAAAAUUGGACUUUGAAUGGAAUGGGGAAACUUACAGUGGAGUUGCAGUAUAAUAAACUUUCAGAUAUAACAUUUACAAGCAACUCUAAUAUACCUCCAAAUGUCACUGUCGGCCUUAAAGGGAAUCCCUUAUGCUGGAACUCCAACCUAUCCCGGUUUUGUGAAUCUGAAACAGAGGAUAAAAAUUACAGUCAGAAUUCAACAAACACCACUUCUGUUUGUCCAGCUCAAGCAUGCCCACCCCCUUACGAAUAUUCCCCUACAUCUCCAAUAGCUUGUUUCUGUGCUCGUCCUUUGUUUGUUGGAUAUCGGCUGAAAAGUCCUGGAUUCUCAGAUUUUCGUCCGUAUAGAUAUGAAUUUGAGGUGUUCCUGACUUCUCGUCUUGAGUUGUCUCUUUGUCAGCUGUACAUUGAUUCAUUUACAUGGGAAGAAGGACCUCGACUGGGAAUGCAUUUGAAGUUUUUUCCUGAAAACAGCACACGUGAAUUCAAUAGGAGUGAGAUUCAGCGAAUCUUUGAUAUAUUCACAUCAUGGAAAAUUCAUAAUCCUGACAUGUUUGGACCUUAUGAAUUUAUCAGCUUCUCUCUACUGGGCUUCCCUAAAGAUGACGGUGCCAACUCUCCAAGUUCUGGUUUAAGCAAAGGCACACUGGCUGGCCUAGUACUGGGGACUAUUGCAGUUGCAGUUACAUUGUCUGCAGUUGUUACUCUACUGAUAAUGAGAAGGCAUGUGGGGACGUACCAUUCACUUUCAAGAAGACGUCAUUCGUCUACAACCACCAUAAAAAUUGAUGAUGUGAAGGAUUUCACUUAUAGAGAAAUGGCCGUGGCUACAAACAGCUUUGACAAGUCCACUCAGGUUGGCGAAGGAGGGUAUGGUAAAGUUUAUAAAGGCAUUCUAGUUGAUGGGACAGUUGUGGCCAUAAAACGUGCACAAGAGGGAUCCUUGCAGGGUGAAAAGGAGUUCUUGACAGAGAUAGAAUUUAUGUCAAGGUUACAUCAUCGAAACCUUGUGUCUUUGAUUGGAUAUUGUGAUGAAGAAGGUGAACAGAUGUUGGUCUAUGAGUUUAUGUCAAAUGGUACACUAAGGGAUCACCUUUCUGCUAAGUGUAAUGAACCUCUGAGUUUUGAUAUGAGAUUGAGAAUUGCCCUAGGAUCGGCUAAGGGCAUUCUCUACCUACAUACUGAAGCCAAUCCUCCAAUAUUUCACCGAGAUAUCAAGGCCAGCAACAUAUUAUUGGACUCUAAGUAUAUGGAAAAAGUUGCUGAUUUUGGACUUUCGCGACUUGCACCACUUCCGGAUAUUGAAGGGACAGUGCCUGCUCAUGUAUCCACAGUUGUGAAGGGAACACCGGGUUACCUAGAUCCGGAGUAUUUCUUAACUCGUAAAUUAACAGACAAGAGUGAUGUUUAUAGUCUUGGUGUUGUAUUUCUUGAACUCUUGACUGGGAUGCAGCCAAUCUCACGUGGCAAAAACAUUGUUAGAGAGGUUAAUGUUGCAUGUAAAUCUGGUAUGAUCUUUUCAAUCAUUGACGGGAAAAUGGGAUCUUAUCCUCCUAAAUGUGUGGUGAAAUUUUUGAAUUUGGCUCUCAAGUGUUGUGAAGAUGAGACAGAUGCUAGACCUUCAAUGGCAGAGGUGGUUCGUGAACUUGAAAGUAUAUGGCAUAUGAUGCCUGAUUCUGACAAUGUAUUAGCAAAUCCUUUGGACACUGACAUUGAAAAGGUAGUGAAUACACCAUCAUCAUCCUCUAUGGUGAAGGAUCCUUAUGUGUCAUCCGAGAUAUCUAACACUAAACUUGUUAGUGGAGUUGUUCCAUCCAUCACCCCUAGAUAGAAAACAUUUCAAAAAUUAGGGUGUAUCGAAACCUAAGAUGCUAUGAUUUUGAAACUUGAAAAUUUGAACUGGGAAAUGAUAUUUACAAUCAUCUUGGUUGUAGAUGUGUAAAGACUCACUCUUCGAUCUUCAAUACAAUUAUUAUUAUUAUUUUGUUAA